AGUUUAUCUCAUUCGUAUAUAAAAGGAAGGUUGAUUCCCUAAGGAAAUAUACAAGCUCGUUUAACUUCUCGUCAUUCAACAUGUUCUUCAAGAUCCUCCCUUUUAUUCCAAUCUUCCUUGGAAUUUCCGAGGCUGCAACUCUUGGAACUGAAAGCCGCAUUGUAAAUGGAACAGAUGUCCCACAAGGCAAAUAUCCUUUCCAGAUUUCACUGAAAUCUUUGGGAUCUCAUUCUUGCGGCGGUUCUAUCCUGAACAAUGAAUAUGUUUUGACCGCAGCUCACUGUGUUGAUGGCCGUUCUCCAGGGAGCUUGACUGUAGUGGCCGGUUCGGUUGUUCUUUCGCAAGGAAUCUCAUACCAAGUCACUGAAAUAAUUGUGCACGAAAAAUGGUCUUCAUUUGAUUCUAUCAAUGAUAUCGCCAUUCUCCGAGUCACUCCUCCGUUAGACUUCAGUGACCCUUCAAUAGGUCCUGUGUCACUGCCAGGUCAAUAUGACCAAACAAUUGCAGACAAAGUCGCAACCGUCAUUGGAUGGGGACUUGACGAAUCCGGCGGCACCAUUCAAGAAAUUUUGAAGGAGGUCGAUAUUUUUGUCUUCUGCGACGAGGAAUGCUAUGAUAUUCAUGGCGCCAGGUACAAUCCGAAAAACGUCUGCGCUGGCAUCAGAGAAGGCGGAAAGGGACAAUGCAAUGGUGAUUCCGGUGGACCACUUAUUGUUGAUGGAAGACAAAUUGGCAUUGUCUCCUGGUCUAUAAAGCCGUGCACGAUCGCACCUUACCCUGGCGUCUAUACUCAAGUGUCACCUUUCAUUGAUUGGAUCAACUCGAAAAUUAGUACUGCAUAGCUAAUUAUUUGUAUAUUUAUAAAAUAAUGUUCGUACAAAAAUAAAGCGAAAAUAAAAAUUCAAA
Molecule: messenger RNA, 906 nt
Organism: Neocloeon triangulifer
Lineage: Eukaryota; Metazoa; Arthropoda; Insecta; Ephemeroptera; Baetidae
Product: chymotrypsin-1-like
Exons: 7
Coding region: 81-842 (253 amino acids)
Biological process (GO): proteolysis
Molecular function (GO): serine-type endopeptidase activity
Source: RefSeq, a predicted model, not a curated record